CUACAACACAAUCUCCUCUCCUUCCUGCUAAUGCUCAACUCUACUAAUCCACUCCUUCUCCCUUCUCUCUCUCUUCACUUCUUCUUCAUCCAUCCAUGGAAGUUAACAUCUCUCUCAACCACCACCACCACCACCGUCACCCUCUCCGAUUAACCACCACCACCUCUUCUCUCUCAAUAUGCACUCCCCGCACCCUCUUUCUCGGCUGCGCCCACAGUCUCCGCCCACCGUCACACACCGGAGGUCUCUCCCUUCGCUCCAGAACCAAACGCAACAAGCUAGCUCUUCUCUCCCCUCGCUUCGUCUUCAAAGCCUCCUUCCACUCUCACUCCCUCAUCGUCAUCGUCGUCGUUGUCACCGUCUCUGCCGUUUCCCUCCUCCGCCACUUCAGAAACAAGACUCUCAACCAGACACGGGGACAAGCCAAAUUCGCGCUAUCGCCGCAGGGGAGUAAUGUUGGGAACCAGGUCAUUGAUGAAGUCCAGAUUCUUGGUUUUCCGGAAUUUCAGAGGGAUAGCCCGCGGAGUGAAAUUGGCAAGUUGAAGGAUCACAAUGGGGAGGAGAACAGUGUUUUUGAGGACCAAGAUGUCCACCUUCCGUUUUUGAAGUCUUCAAUGGUGCAGGAAGCGACUUUGGUGAAUGAGGCAUCAGAGUCAUCUUCGUCUGCUCUUGUGCCGCCUAGUUUCGAUAAUAAUGGUUCCGAGGUGUUGGAUGACUCGUUUAUGUCUGUGGCUUUCCAAUCAAGUUCAUUACAGCCUCUAGCUUUUGCUGAGGAAAUGGCACUACAAGUAGAAGAAAGUCAAGAUAAGGUUGACUCGGAUCCUGAGUUGCCUUUAAAUAUGGUCGAAUCUGAGCAUACUGCUUCUUCUGAUCAUGUAAACAAUGCACUCACGACAAUCGAUGAACACGUUGAAGAAAAAAUUGAACUUGGUGCCAUCAGCACUGAUGCCCUUUUUGGUGAUUCAGUUAGGGAAGGGCUGUACAUGUUUUAUGAGGAUAACAACUCCGUGACCGGCUCUAUGACACCACUUAGUAGUUUAAAGUCAUUAUCUCCUCAUACUUCUUUUAUGACUAGAAAAGGAUUGCAAUCAGCAACAGGAAACACCACCCUAAAUGGUUCAGGAUUAUCUAAAGAUGUUUCUCUACAUAGUUCAGAGCAUGUUGAAGGAGGAGUUAAAUUUUCCGGUCAUAAAGAAGGCUACCCUCUACAUCAUGUAAGUCAAAACGUGAGGAAAGGCAGCAGAUCCCUGAGAGUCAGGGAAAAGAAAUAUAUGGAUCAUAAUAGUAACAGAGUUUUGCCCCAGAAUGGCCACACAAUCAGGGUGCAUGUUGAUCAGGAAACUGAUAAAACCACGUUCCAUGACAGUCAGAAAAUUGAUCAUUCAGAGCUUCUAAGCAGAUAUAAUAAUUUGCUUAAAGUUGGGAGGUUAAAUGAAUGUGUAGAAUUGCUUAAAGAUAUGGAAACGAAGGGUUUAUUAGAUAUGACUAAGGUUUAUCAUGCCAAGUUUUUCAACAUAUGCAAGAAACAAAAAGUUGUUAAAGAAGCUUUUGAUUACAUUAGGCUUAUUCCAAAUCCAACACUGAGUACAUUUAAUAUGCUUAUGUCAGUUUGCGCAAGUUCCCAAGAUUCAGAAGGGGCUUUCCAAGUUAUGAGGCUUCUGAAGGAUGCUAGACUAGAACCUGACUGCAAACUUUAUACCACUCUGAUAUCAACGUGUGCCAAGAGUGGGAAAGUUGAUCUAAUGUUUGAAGUGUUUCACAAGAUGGUUAAUACUGGAGUGGAGGCUAAUGUUCUUACCUAUGGGGCACUUAUUGAUGGUUGUGCAAGAGCUGGGCAAGUAGCUAAAGCAUUUGGUGCUUAUGGGAUAAUGAGGUCAAAGAAUGUGAAGCCAGAUCGCGUUGUAUUCAAUGCACUUAUAGCUGCAUGUGCACAAUCAGGAGCUGUGGAUCGUGCUUUUGAUGUGUUAGAAGAAAUGGAAACUGAAAUACAGCCCAUUGAACCUGAUCACAUUACUUUUGGUGCAUUGAUGAAGGCAUGCACAAAUGCUGGUCAGGUUGAACGAGCACAAGAAGUGUAUAACAUGAUGCAAAAAUAUAACAUAAAGGGGUCUCCAGAAGUUUAUACUAUUGCCAUUAACUCUUGCAGCCAAACUGGAGAUUGGGAAUUCGCAUGUAGCAUAUACAAUGACAUGACCCAGAAAGGGGUGCUCCCUGAUGAGAUGCUUCUGAGUGCACUAAUAGAUGUUGCUGGACAUGCUAAAAAGCUGGAUGCUGCCUUCGAUAUACUACAAGAAGCCCGUAAAGGAGGAAAAUGUAUUGGAAUAAUGGCAUAUAGCUCAUUGAUGGGCGCCUGUAGCAAGGCAGGAAAUUGGCAGAAAGCUCAGGAGCUAUACGAGUAUCUUAGAUCUCUUAAAUUGGUGCAGUCAGUUUCAACAGUAAAUGCUUUGAUCACUGCACUUUGUGAUGGGAAUCAAUUUCAUAAGGCUUUGAAGGUUUUGUCAGAAAUGAAAGGACUAGGAUUGUGCCCAAACAGUAUCACGUUCUCAAUACUUAUAGUCGCAAGUGAGAAGGAGGACGAUAUAGAAGCAGCUCAAACGCUUCUUUCUCAAGCCAAAAAGGAGGGCACAGCCCCUAAUCUCAUUAUGUCUCGAUGCAUAGUUGGAAUGUGCCUGCGGAGAUUUCAGAGGGCUUGCUUUAUUGGUGAACCUGUUUUAUCUUUUGACUCAGGACAGCCACAAGUUAAUAAUAAAUGGACUUCACUGGCUUUAACGGUGUAUCGUGAAACAAUUGGAGCUGGUGAAAAGCCUACAAGUGAAAUAUUGUCACAAAUCUUGGGAUGCCUGCAACUCCCUUGUGAUACAUCUGUGAGAAGUAGACUUGUUGAGAACCUGGGAGUCAGACUCAGCGACGAAGAUUCCGGAAGCUCAAACCUCUGUUCAUUGGUGAAUGGAUUUGGUGAAUAUGAUCCUCGUUCAUUUUCAAUACUUGAGGAAGCUGCUUCACAUGGAGUUGUUCCAUCUGUAUCAUUUAAAGUGAAUCCUAUUGUUAUCGAUGCCAAAGAGUUGCAUGCAUUUACGGCUGAGGUAUACCUCUUAACUGUUUUGAAAGGUCUCAAGUAUCGGCUAGCAGCAGGUGCAAGAUUACCCAACAUAAUCGUUUUAUUACCUGUAGAAAAAAUGCAAGCUUCAUCUCCCAAGGGGGAAAAGAUUAUUAACGUUGCAGGAAGACUUGGCCAAGAAGUUGCAGCUUUAUUUAGGAGGCUUCAUAUUCCUUACAUGGGUCACGAAUCGUAUGGGAAACUUAGAAUUAAUGGUCUAGCUCUGACAAAAUGGUUUCAGCCGAAACUUGAAUCAUCUGCAUUCAGGGGAAAACCAGAUAACUGGAACUCAUCCCCAUCGCGACUGGGUAGGAGGAUUAGCCGUCAGCAGCGAGACAUUCGAACUGGCAAUCUAUCUUUGGACUGAGUAUACAUGCACUGAUUACCAGCGGAAUAUAAUACAAGCUUCUACUUUUUCAGUUUGGAAUAGAAGUUGAAAUCUCCUUCAUCCUAAUGGUAUAUUAGAAGAGUGAUUUAGACCCAAGAAAGCAGAUAAUGCAUUCUUGAGUGCUGAGGCCAUUGAAAGCCAAGAGCAGGGACAUCUCAGCCUGAAGAAAAGGUCAUACCAGGGAUUGAAACUAAGAUGACACAUAUGACAGAUCUCAGUUUUUGUAAUUACUUGCAGCUACGUGGCCUUUGCAAUGCGGAUUAUAUAAAUUUAUGAUGAUAGAGAUGCAGAUAUAAAUGUAUGUUGAAGCCAGAACUUUCUUGAUGUAACUAAAAAUAAUCAAAUUAUAAAAAAUCAGAUGAUUUUGAUAAUAUUCACUAUAA
This is a messenger RNA of Lotus japonicus, 3868 nucleotides long. RefSeq names its product pentatricopeptide repeat-containing protein MRL1, chloroplastic. Bases 96 to 3464 code for a protein of 1122 amino acids. NCBI's taxonomy places the organism in Eukaryota, Viridiplantae, Streptophyta, Magnoliopsida, Fabales, Fabaceae. The transcript has 19 exons. The record is from RefSeq and is a predicted model, not a curated record. Gene Ontology annotation, molecular function: protein binding.